AUGCUAGCUCUCUUCACUUCACUCAGAAAAUCCGCAGUCAUUGUUUAUUUUUCGUGCACUGUGUACAGCGAUUUUUUAUUUAAUAUUGCGUUUCGUUGCAGAUCUGCCAACUACAACAACGCCACCGGCGCAUGCGAGCUGUCAAACAUGGACCGUAUCACUUUGGCCGGAAGCAACGCAUUCCAAGCUGCUGACGGUAUCGAAUACAUGGAAAACAACUGCGUAGAAGAGCCUACAAAACUCUGUGAAUUCAAGAAACUCAAUGGAAUGAUCCUCAAGACAGUCGAUUCCGUGUACCAAGACGUCGGAUCCGUAGAUGAAUGCAGAGAACUUUGCUUGAAUUCGCCAUACCGUUGCCACUCGUACGAUUACGGCGACACCGGUGAGAUGGUGUGCCGUUUGAGCCAUCACUCCAGAGCCACCUUAGCUGACAUCCAAGACCCCUACCUAGACGUAAAAGAAGCUGCGACCUACGAACUCUCAUCCUGUUACAACGUAAGCAUCGACUGCAGAUCGGGAGACAUGGUGGCCCGCAUCCAAACCAGCAAAGUUUUCGACGGUAAAAUCUACGCCAAAGGAAGCCCCAACUCGUGCGUGCGCGACGUCAACAACAGCCUGGAAUUCGAACUUAGCAUGGCCUACGACAAUUUGGAGUGCAACGUCAGAAAGAAUGGUUUGGGACGCUACGUGAACGAUGUGGUCAUCCAGCACCAUGAUAAAAUUGUAACCAGCUCGGAUUUAGGGUUGGCUGUCACGUGCCAAUACGAUUUGACCAAUAAGAGUGUCACCAAUGAAGUUGAUUUGGGUGUUCAUGGAGAUAUUACACCAGCACUGUCAGAAGAAGUUACCGUCGAUUCGCCGAACGUAGCGAUGAAAAUCACAGACCGCAGUGGAGGAGACGUUAUGCCGUCAGCCGAAGUGGGCGACCCCUUGGCCCUCAGAUUCGAAAUCUUGGACAAGAACAGCCCGUACGAAAUCUUCGUCAGAGAAUUGGUCGCUCUCGAUGGUGUCGAUAACAGCGAAAUCGUCCUUAUCGACUCGAGCGGUUGUCCCACGGACCACUUCAUCAUGGGACCCAUUUACAAAUCCGCAGAAACCGGAAAGAUUCUCUUGUCUCACUUCGACGCAUUCAAGUUCCCCUCAUCAGAAGUGGUGCAAUUCCGCGCUCUAGUGACUCCAUGCAUGCCCACCUGCGAACCGAUCCAAUGCGACCAAGAAGAAUCGUCGGGAGAGCUCCGCUCCGUCAUCUCCUACGGUAAACGCAGGAGGCGUCGUUCCACCGCGGACUCCCACGACGACAUGCUUCUGGUGCAAACCAUCCAAAUCACGGACAAGUUCGGAUUCGACCGCGACGGCAACAAGACCGUCGGCAACGAAGCCGUCUUCAUCCCCAGCUCGGAUCCGGGUCUUUGCAUCAACGUUGCCGGUUUGAUCGUCGCCGCGACCGUCUUCUUGAGCGCCCAGCUGGCCAUCAUCGCCGCCUGGACUUUCGUCUACCAGAGGAGAAAAUUGAGCCAGAAGCUGAACCAAGACAACAUGUCGGUGAGCGUGAGCAUGCCGUCCGGUUUGAGCUCGAACCGCACCGACAGUCUUUGCAAACUGUACGACGGUUACUCUUCCUCGCACUCCCGUCGAUUUUAA
This is a messenger RNA of Brassicogethes aeneus, 1641 nucleotides long. The record is from the annotation of a GenBank genome assembly. NCBI's taxonomy places the organism in Eukaryota, Metazoa, Arthropoda, Insecta, Coleoptera, Nitidulidae.